Gryllus bimaculatus (two-spotted cricket) is the source of this 800-nucleotide messenger RNA. NCBI's taxonomy places the organism in Eukaryota, Metazoa, Arthropoda, Insecta, Orthoptera, Gryllidae. The record is from the annotation of a GenBank genome assembly.
GGCGGUGCGAUGAGGACGGGAGCUUGCUGUGGUUGGCCUAAUCGGAGGGGAAUGCAGUUGCGGCUUCGUCCGUCAGCGCGGCAGAGGGUCAGCGGUGCCUUGUACCUGGAGUCCAUGGCGAUGCGUCAUCACAGCGUGGUCCGGGCGCCAUCAGGCCGUUCCCGCCACCCGCCACAGCUGAGCGAUACGCAUAAAUUCACGCCCGCCUGCAUCUUCCCCUCCCCGGCGUCAUCUCGUGACUAAAGUUAUGAGCGCGGCGAAUCCCUCUCAGCAUCGCGGGGGCUCGCCAUGGAUCAUCCCCACAAUAUCUUGCUCCCAGCCGGUGACUGGGCCGCGGGGCAGCACGGAAAGGCGAGCGAGACGAGGGGGCGUGCAGUGGAGUUGCAGACGGCAGGCAAUGCGGAAGACGGGGUGACGGUAGAGGGAGAAGUGGUGGGUGCUAAAACGAAGAGACAUGGAGCUGUACUGACCACGUGCCUUAUCAAAUCCUGAGAUGGGUAUUUUAAUGAGGAUGAAGUGUGUAGGAAGAUGAGAUGAGUUACUGGCGGAGUUUGACUGCUUUGCGAAUGGGAAGGAGUUCUAGAGCCAUAUGUGCAAAUGUGGGAGGUGACAAUCUGGGAGCUGUCCAAUCGAACGAGUCUCAAAAGUGGUAGGGAAGUGCAGAUAGCAGCGAAAUCGACGGAAACGGGAAUGGCAAUAUUGGAGCAAAGCUGGCAGCUGCAAGAGUAGUGCGUGCUGGGGAGUUGAAUCCCCGCCGGAAGACAGGAGGCGGAAGCAACCGGUGCAGCAGGGGUCAGUGC